Messenger RNA from Scleropages formosus (Asian bonytongue), 2082 nucleotides. RefSeq names its product solute carrier family 31 member 2 (gene slc31a2). Bases 64 to 507 code for a protein of 147 amino acids. Gene Ontology annotation, biological process: copper ion transmembrane transport. Gene Ontology annotation, cellular component: membrane. The record is from RefSeq and is a predicted model, not a curated record. Lineage: Eukaryota; Metazoa; Chordata; Actinopteri; Osteoglossiformes; Osteoglossidae. The transcript is spliced from 4 exons. Gene Ontology annotation, molecular function: copper ion transmembrane transporter activity.
UCUCUUGUAGAGUGGUGGUCAGUGAGCGAGGGACGGACUGGACGUUCGCCUUGUCCCGGGAAAAUGAUGCCUAUGCACUUUGUGGACUCGAGCAGCGUGACGCUGCUGUUUGACUUCUGGGACGUGCACGGGCCUGCAGGCAUGGUCCUGUCCGUCUUCGUGGUGCUCCUGCUCACCGUGAUCUACGAGCUGCUCAAGGUGGGCAAAGUGUGGCUCAGCGAGCGCCAACUCCCCACCCAGCCGAUUGCUGAGAGCCUGGGCAGCAACACCACCCUGGCCAGCAACCCCUCAGAGAUGUCCUUGGCCACCACAGAGCCUCAGCGCACCCUUGUCAACAAGUGGCUGCUGCACUGCCUGCAGACAGCUGUGCACGUUGUCCAGGUGGCCCUGGGCUACAUGCUGAUGCUGUGCGUCAUGUCCUACAACGUGUGGAUUUUCCUGGGUGUCAUCCUGGGCUCCGUCAUCGGCUAUUUUCUGGCUUUCCCUUUGGUCGGGCGGUACUCGUAGAGGGGAUGGCGGCAUAGGAGAAACGGAGGCACUACCAAAGAGUUGAACUCUGAGAGACUAGUGAGCCAUCUGUGGUUAAAGGAACACAUUUAAACCGUGAACCUAAUUUGCUAUUGCCCACUAGACCGGUUCCCCGGGAGUCGACUGGAAUGGGGUUUUUUUUUUUUUUUUUUGUCUAAAGUGUCAUGUGGAAUAGCCUCCGUUUAUAAAACUGUCAAGCUUUUUAGCUGAAGAAACACUGCAAAGUGUUAAUAUGUCGGUUGCCUAACCCAACUCCGCUGCUGGAUGUAGAAUUGGAAAAACAAGAUUUUUGUGUGUAGAAGGUGGCAGAAAAACUAAGAAGGUAUUCCACUGGCUUCCAAUACAUUUAAAAAAAAUAGGGCUAAACGUGCGUAUUUGCGAGAUGCUCUACAGCACUUUUAAUGCAGGUUUUUUUUUUUUUUUUUUAAAUUAUUUUUUAAAACGUUGUCGGGUUACUUUACAAAAUGAGCAAUUGAACACAAGGCUGUGAUGCAAAUAAGCAGCCCCUGUCAGAGAAAUUGGUGGCCCUCUUGUGCAGAAGUAUGACUUGUAGAAACCUGUUGGCGUUUCACUCCUGUUGUGCAACUUUGUGAUUCUCGUUCCACUUUAACAGUAGAAAACGAGCAGGAAAGUGCAUUUUGUUAAUGAACACCAGCAGUAAAGGUGACCAGAAGAUCGCUUAGUCAGCAAAUGGAACCUACAUGCCUUUGUGCAAGCUAAACAUUUCCAUUGCCUCUUCGCUUGCUCAAGCACUUCACUAAUCAGUAAACCAUGCUACGAGGGGUGAAGUGUAAAAAUGACAAACCAUGGAAGGUGGUGUCGACCCAUUUGAGUAUUUCCUGUGCUGGUGAAUGGCGUAGGCAAGUUACUGAGUGUGAGCGAUUACAGUGGUCUGGUGUCUUUUGCAAAUCAUGACUUCACGUGCCUUUGAUACAUGUUGUUCCUCAUAUUUUCUAUUAAAUAAGUUGUAUAAGUUUCAGUAAAGGGUGGUUGAGUGGGGCAAUUACAUGGAACAGUGCAAUGUUAGUAUCAGGCUUUAAAAUACUCACCAUCUAGGUGUGUGGAUGGUUAUGGGUUAAACUUGGCGCACUGCAGCGGAUUGUUUAAAAUAAACUAUUGAGCCAGGCUUACCCAAGAGUGUACACAACACAUGCCUGGAAUUCACUUGAUUUCUAGUCAGUGAGCACUUCCACUUGUGAUCUAGUAGGCCUGCUGACAUUACUACAGUACUUAACAUCCAUUCGUGUUUACAGGUGACAUCUUCCAGCAGUUUAUUUAGAACAUGAUAAUGUUAGUUUCAACAAGUACAGCAGCUAGCUCACUGGACAGAGGGCAGGAUAGUCCCCAGAGCAGCUGGGACUGGGCUCGAAUCCCUGUCCUGCCAUAGUGCCCUUGAUGAAGGUACUAAACCCUGAAUUGUCCACAUGGGUAAAUCACCAAGUAGCUCAGUAUAACGCUGGUACAAUGUUCUGUAGACCACUGACGAAUUAACAUUGUUUUCACUAUGCAUUUUCACAAAUUUAACACACGAUUAAAUCAUUUCUGAAUGUCAAA